This is a messenger RNA of Candidula unifasciata, 452 nucleotides long. The record is from the annotation of a GenBank genome assembly. Lineage: Eukaryota; Metazoa; Mollusca; Gastropoda; Stylommatophora; Geomitridae.
CACCAAAACCUGGCUACGGUCCAUCUUACAUUGCUCCCCGAGCUGCUACAUUACCAUUGGCAGGGGCAUAUGGUGCUAGGGACUUUAGAUUUUUUGACUUUGGUGAGGAGGACAGACACGAGAGAUCAACUCAUACAUCCUCAUCAACUUUGACAGGAGAUACCAGUUCUAGGAGGCAUGAUACAUCCUACAGUGGCUAUGAUCCACCAUCCAUAUCAUUGCUUCAGCUGCAGAAAAACACUUGGCACACUGAAAUAGAACCAACAAUUUACCCUUAUGAUAAGCUGAAGAUCACCAAUUUUGAUCUGCCAAAAGAUGUGGACAUAAAUCACCUUGAGAUUCACUUGUCUAAUCAGGAGUUUGAAAGGUUGUUUAACAUGCCUAGGGAAGCCUUCUACAAAAUGGCAGAAUGGAAACGUAAUGACAUCAAACGCAAGCUACAUUUAUAUUAG